UGAAGGCGUGCUGCCUUGACGGCGUGGGACACUCCCUUUUACCUUUAUCUUCAUAAACUUAACUUGUUCAAUCUAUACGCUCUCUCUCUUCUUUACCCCUACGCUCGACGCGACUGCUGGACAGACCAAUUGUAUCUCUCUACGAACUUGGACGAUUCAGCAUCCUACGACUUUCUAUUUCUCUCUACACGAACGAAAUGGCGCUUCUCUCAGCCGAACACCUGGCUGGCCCGGGCUACAUUAUCCUCAACGUUUUGCGUGGUCUGAAUAUCAUUGCUCUCUCUUCCGUGGUCGCCAGCAGCGUGGUCAUGCUGGUGAAGACCUUUAUCAUUUCCAAGUUCUUCUUCUUCGAUGCCACGAGCCAUGUUAUCACGGCAAUCGCUGGGCUCUUCUUCAUCGUCUCAGAAUGCUCGCUAUUCCGCAACUUCUACGCCCGCAACUGGCCACUCCUGAGCCCUUCGCAUGGCUUCGUCACCUUAGGCUGCGCAAUGAUGAUAGUCGGGCUCAACAUGCUCGGUAACAUGAACAAGGAGGCCACAAGCCAAGAGUCGCUCACCCUACCUUUCUGGCGCCUACUCGUUGCCUCUGGCAUCCUAGCCAUCGUCAUCGGCUUCUUCAACAUCAUCGCAAGCUUCGUCUUCCGCGACAAGUCUCGCCGAAUCACAGCCCGCAUGGUCCGCUCUCGAGGAGCGAUGACACUGCACGAGGACGCCGAGACGCAAUCCCAAUACGACCCCAAGCAUAAAGCCUUCACCAUAACCACCCACCACACAGGCAGCACCUCUUCCCGCAGCAACUUCAACAACAGCCCACCGCCCAUGCGCACAGGCACCCCACCCGUCGACUGUGGCUCCCCGCAAGUCCCCUCUCCCACCAAGGAAGACCCAAACCGUCUUUCCCAAUUCGACUUCAGCCCACUCCGCGCCUUCCGCAACGCGCGCCAAUCCUUCCUCCCCUCCUACCACAGCCAGUCACCAGCUAAACCUAGCUUCUUCUCGCACCGCCCCUCCAGCUCCAUCUACUCACGCACCACGUCGGGCGAGCCUGCCAGGAAGAAGUUCUGGCAGCGCCAGCGCGAGGAGCAGGAGGAGGAGACUGCGCGCAUGCCGGAGAUUAGCUAUCCGUUGAAUGUGAAUCCACAGUUUGCUCAUCUUGUUAAGCCGAAUUUGGCGCAUCAUCCUAGUGUUAGGAGGCCCGAGGCGGAUUAUGAGAAGUUCUAGACGGGUUUGGAUGAGGUGUGGGUGAGGGGAGAUGUUGGCGGAGAUGGGAGUACGAUUACUAUGAUACCACUUUCUUUUCUUCUUUUCCUUAAGUUGUUACACCAGCAUACUGCUACACGGCAUUGGCGUUUGGCACAUCGAGACUACGAUCGUUGA
Alternaria rosae is the source of this 1376-nucleotide messenger RNA. RefSeq lists its product as uncharacterized. The coding region runs from base 198 to 1220 and encodes 340 amino acids. The transcript is spliced from 2 exons. NCBI's taxonomy places the organism in Eukaryota, Fungi, Ascomycota, Dothideomycetes, Pleosporales, Pleosporaceae. The record is from RefSeq and is a predicted model, not a curated record.